Messenger RNA from Thrips palmi, 538 nucleotides. RefSeq lists its product as uncharacterized. The record is from RefSeq and is a predicted model, not a curated record. The transcript has 2 exons. Bases 73 to 462 code for a protein of 129 amino acids. Lineage: Eukaryota; Metazoa; Arthropoda; Insecta; Thysanoptera; Thripidae.
AUACCAUUCAGAGACAAUGGUGUUUUGACUCGGCGACAAAGGCGCUUUAACUACGUUCAUUCAUCAAUUCGGAUGUUCAUAGAAAGGGCGUUUGGAAGGCUGAAGGGCAAAUACCGAAGACUGUUUUACCUUUAUGUUAAGACAUUUGCAUAUGGCAUGGACCACAUAUUAUCAAGCUUUGUUCUGCACAAUUUUAUUUUGUUGGAAGGAAGGGAAUCGGAUGGUGUUUGCUUCAUGCAGCCCCAACAACCCAACCACAACCACCAAUUCAAUAAAGAUGAUAACUUAGAGGAGGAGAACGAUGAAGACAUAAUGAAUGGGAAUGAUGCUGACGGUGAAGAUGUUGCUGGAGGCAGAGCUGGUUAUCAACAUCCACUUCUAGCCCAGUCUAAGAUCGCUGGUCACGAGAAGAGAGAAAACAUUUCCCAUCGUUUAAUGGAAUUGCUUAAUGACAGGGUCUAAUUUUAGGGAGUAUUCUACUUCAAAAAUCUGUGAUAUAUACCAUCUGUGUUCAGGCAAGUGACUGUAAAGAAUAAGU